Suricata suricatta (meerkat) is the source of this 2180-nucleotide messenger RNA. RefSeq names its product poly(rC) binding protein 4 (gene PCBP4). Gene Ontology annotation, biological process: negative regulation of mRNA splicing, via spliceosome. The record is from RefSeq and is a predicted model, not a curated record. The coding region runs from base 103 to 1059 and encodes 318 amino acids. The transcript is spliced from 13 exons. Gene Ontology annotation, cellular component: nucleus; cytoplasm. Lineage: Eukaryota; Metazoa; Chordata; Mammalia; Carnivora; Herpestidae. Gene Ontology annotation, molecular function: mRNA binding.
CGCCGCCGCCGCCGCCGCCGCCGCAGGACAGCCCCAGCGAGAGCCGGCCCGGCACCGUGGACGCACUCCCAGGCUGCUGUGGCCCCAGCCCCGCCUGACAGGAUGAGCAGCUCAGAUGCGGGGCUGGAGGAGGAGCCAGAGCUCAGCAUCACCCUCACACUUCGGAUGCUGAUGCAUGGAAAGGAGGUUGGCAGCAUAAUUGGGAAGAAAGGAGAGACUGUAAAGCGAAUCCGGGAGCAGAGCAGUGCCCGGAUCACCAUCUCUGAGGGCUCCUGCCCCGAGCGCAUCACCACCAUCACCGGCUCCACAGCAGCCGUCUUCCAUGCAGUCUCCAUGAUCGCUUUCAAGCUGGAUGAGGACCUUUGCGCUGCUCCUGCAAAUGGUGGAAAUGUCUCCAGGCCUCCGGUGACCUUGCGCCUUGUCAUCCCUGCGAGCCAGUGUGGCUCACUGAUUGGGAAGGCUGGCACCAAGAUCAAGGAGAUUCGAGAGACCACGGGUGCCCAGGUGCAGGUGGCAGGAGACCUGCUCCCCAACUCUACAGAGCGUGCUGUCACUGUGUCUGGGGUACCUGAUGCCAUCAUCCUGUGUGUGCGCCAGAUCUGCGCUGUUAUCCUGGAGUCUCCACCCAAAGGAGCUACUAUCCCAUAUCAUCCAAGCCUCUCCUUAGGUACUGUCCUUCUCUCUGCCAACCAGGGCUUUUCUGUCCAGGGUCAGUAUGGGGCUGUGACCCCAGCUGAGGUCACCAAGCUCCAGCAGCUCUCGGGCCACGCAGUCCCCUUUGCCUCACCCAGCAUGGUGCCAGGACUGGAUCCUGGCACGCAGACCAGCUCACAGGAGUUCUUGGUUCCCAACGACCUGAUUGGCUGCGUGAUUGGGCGCCAGGGCAGCAAGAUCAGUGAGAUCCGGCAGAUGUCAGGGGCUCAUAUCAAGAUCGGGAACCAAGCAGAGGGUGCUGGCGAGAGGCACGUGACCAUCACUGGUUCCCCUGUCUCCAUCGCCCUGGCCCAGUACCUCAUCACUGCCUGGGUGAUUUCAGCUUUGCUGACUGGAUCUGGAUGAACACACCCUCCAGUCCACUUUCUACACGGCAGCUGAAGUGGAUCCUUCUAAAAACAAAUCAGAUCAUGUCAUGACCCUGCUGUCAUCCCUCUAAGAGCUUCUCAUCAUCAGAAUAGAUUCUCAGCUCCUCUGUGCCCAGUUGGCCUUCUCCCCGUCUCUCUGACCUCACACUCCUUGACGACCACACUUCCAGCCAUAGCAACUGUCUUGCUGAUUCUCCAACAUGUCAAACUGGCUUCCACCUCAGGAUCUUCACACGUGCUAUUUCCUCCAUCAGAACACACUUCCCUCAGAUCUGUCUAGGACUUAGUCCUUCACCUAAUUGAGGACCCUGCUUGAGAGAGGCCUUCAGGGAUCAUCUUUUCUAACAUCCCCCCACCUUCCCAACACUAAUCCCUUUAUCCUGACUUAUUUUUCUUCCUGGCACUUUCCCUACUUGAUAAAUUUCAUAUCCAAGCAUGUGCUUGUUUAGAGCCUGUUGUACUUGCCUGUGAGCUGCAUGAGAGCAGGGACUUUGUGCCCCUAGAACCCACCACAGGCACACGAUCAGCAUUGUAUAGAGCUAGACGGUAGCCAGCAGGGCAUGAACCUCUGGAUUUGACUCAUUUUCUGCUGGAAUUUAAAGGGCUUGAUCCAAUUCUCCAUUAUUCACAUGAGAAAACUGGUGCUCAGAGAGGUAGGGAACGUGUCCCAGAUCACACAGGUAAGUUGCACCUGGAACCCAGGUCACCUGCUUCAUGGGCUCUGUCCACACAGGCACCACUCCCCGAGCCUGGCCACAGGUUAAACAUGGGCAUUUGCCUCUAGGAGGCAAAGCUGGGUUUUUGAAGUCUUGGUCCAGAGUAAGGAGAGUAACUAAAACUUUCUCCCUCCUCUUCUCCCUGCCCAGCUGGGCCUGCAGGGCUGGUGCAGUGCCCGAGACACCAGGACCUAAAAAGGGUUCAGAAGGGCCACGUGGGAAUAAAUGAGAAAGGUGGGCUGGGGAAGGUGUUAGGGGAGGGACGGAGACGAUGGUGGGUUGGAGAGUGUCCACUCCCUCCAAAACAGUUCCACUCAAUUAACAAUGGAGGGAGAGGGCGCCUGGGUGGCUCAGUCAGGUCAUGAUCUCACGGUUUGUGUCC